Molecule: messenger RNA, 342 nt
Organism: Loa loa (African eye worm)
Lineage: Eukaryota; Metazoa; Nematoda; Chromadorea; Rhabditida; Onchocercidae
Exons: 2
Source: RefSeq, a predicted model, not a curated record
GCAAUAAUAUAUCCUGAAUUAAAUUACAAACGAUAUCGUCAUUCGAGUGAUUUUAUCAAAAAAUAUAUCUUUCCGGGUGGACAUUUGCCAUCUGAGCAAGCAAUUCGAGAAGCAUUACCGCCAGAAUUGUCAAUUACAAAAAUUAUCCAUAUUGGACAACAUUAUGCGCCAACAUUAGAUUUAUGGUAUUGUGCAUGGAUGGAACAUGAGGAAAAAAUCAUGAAACUUGGAUAUUCGCGAAAAUUUCAUCGUAAAUGGCAAUUUUAUUUUGCAUUAUGUUCGACGCUAUUUCAAUAUUCUCACAUUGAUACCAUACAAAUAUUUAUUGAAAAAUCCUUGUAA